CAAAAUAAUUAUUGAUAAUUCUUUUCAUUUUUCUUCUGCUACUUUGGUGGUGCGACAAGUGAUACGUCAGCUACAGGUCAUGAGAUUGCACUUUGUAGCUUUGUCCAAAAUAAGGUAAAACAAACAAACACAUCUUGAUACAUGUUUCUGUGCCUGGCUCAUCUCAUCAAAACAUCAUCGUAACACGCAAAACAAACGACGACUCAAACACAACUAGUUCAAGCAAUGAAUAAUAGCAUUUGUUGUAUAUUAGGUCUUAUUGUCUUGGUACAGAGUAUAAACGUUACAUUUAGGGAAAAAAACAAAUUAAAUCAAUUUUCAGUUCAAUUAAUAAUGAUUCUUAAGUAUAUGUUUAUAUAAUUUGGGGUUACGAUUUUUCAAUCCGUUUUAACUAAUUUAUUGCAUUGAGAUGUUCCUCCAUUUCGAUAACUGCAAUCUCAAUCUUCUCUAUAUAUGAUUCAACACAAAUCCGUCCAAUCACCAAACACAUUUCUCACUUCACCAAUUAAAGAAAGCAAAUUACUAUGGAACUUCACGGAGCUCUAGUUGCUAGUCCGGGAAUGGGCCAUUUCGUACCCAUCCUAGAACUCGGCAAACAUCUCCUGAACCACCACGGGUUCGACCGUAUCACCGUCUUCCUAGUCACAGACGAUGUCCCACGCUCAAAAUCCCUACUUGGAAAAUCGUUGACGGAAGCAGGUCCCAAAUUCGUGAUCAGGUUUAUUCCACUUGAUGUUUCGGGCCAAGACCUGAGUGGUUCGCUUUUAACUAAACUAGCAGAGAUGAUGAGGAUGGCAUUACCGAAUAUCAGGUCUGCAAUUAUGGGGUUAGAGCCGCGGCCUAGGGUAUUCGUAGUUGACUUGUUGGGCACAGAAGCUUUAGCUGUGGCUAAGGAGCUUGAGAUUAUGAGGAAACAUGUUCUGGUUACUACCAGUGCUUGGUUCCUAGCUUUCACGGUUUAUAUGGCGAGUCUUGACAAGGGUAUAUUGUUUAAGCAUCUGAGUAGCAUAGGAGCAUUGCCUAUACCGGGAUGCAGCCCGGUUAAGUUUGACAAGGUUCAAGAUCCGAGUAAAUAUAUUCGGGAACUGGCCGAGUCUAAGCGAAUUGGAGCUGAGGUGAUAACUGCAGAUGGGGUGUUUGUGAAUACGUGGCAUAGUCUGGAGCCAACGACUAUCGGGUCAUUCUUGGAUCCAGAGAAUCUUGGUCGGGUUAUGAGAGGUGUGCCGGUUUACCCUGUUGGACCGCUGGUUAGAACAGCAGAACCGGGUUUAACGCACGGUGUGCUGGACUGGCUUGACUUGCAACCCAAUGACUCAGUGGUUUAUGUCUCUUUUGGAAGUGGUGGGGCACUAACCGCAGAGCAGACGAACGAGCUUGCUUACGGUUUGGAGCUGACCGGCCACAGGUUUAUUUGGGUCGUCAGACCACCAGCCGAAGACGACCCAUCAGCAUCAAUGUUCGACAAAACCAAGAAUGAGACAGAAACACUCGAAUUCUUACCGAACGGGUUUCUAAACCGGACCAAAGAUAUUGGUUUGGUAGUCCGGACAUGGGCUCCGCAAGAGGAGAUCCUAGCACAUGAAUCAAUUGGAGCGUUUGUGACUCACUGUGGAUGGAACUCAGUUUUGGAGAGUAUUGUGAACGGUGUGCCAAUGGUAGCUUGGCCGUUAUACUCAGAACAGAAGAUGAACGCGUGGAUGGUUUCAGAGGAGCUAAAGAUUGCGUCGCGGCUAAACGUUGCAGAUGGGAUUGUAAAGAAGGAAGAGAUAGUUGAAAUGGUAAAGAAAGUGAUGGAUCAAGAAAACGGAAACAAUAUAAGAAAGAAUGCUAAGGAACUGAUGAAGACAGCAGAAGAAGCUCUCAAGAAGACUCACAUUCCAUCUGCUUACUUCAUCCAAAACUAAUAUGCAAAAAAUAUGACAAUUUAAGAAUAACAAAAUCCAUAAAUGUAAUGUUUUCUUUUAUGCGCCAAGAAGAUAUAGAGAAUGUUCAAGAACUGUGAAGCUUGUAAUAACAAAGACGUGUGGUCAAGAAAUAGGAGCUUUGAAUGCAAACAAAGGAAAUAGUAAUGACUUGAAUGUUUUGGUUUACUAGUGAGAGAAGUGAAGAA
Messenger RNA from Camelina sativa (false flax), 2110 nucleotides. The record is from RefSeq and is a predicted model, not a curated record. Lineage: Eukaryota; Viridiplantae; Streptophyta; Magnoliopsida; Brassicales; Brassicaceae.